ACAUAACGCCAGUAUUGCAGACGAUUCAGACAUUGAAUCAUCGAAAGAAAAUCAAUAGCACAAUUUUUUAUUGAAGAAACGUGCUCGUGAAAUUUUGAAAUAAAUUUAAAUCUAGUGAAAGUUAAUUAAAUAAGUUUGAGGAUAUUAAAUAAUUUAUAAAACCAAAAAUGCAUCUCAAGAACGAAAUGUUUCAUGAAGUUCCUAAAACUGAGGAGCAAAAAUCUCAUCAAAAAGUGACAGUUGUAGGGAUUGGAGCGGUUGGCAUGGCCGCUGCAUUUAGUGUUUUAGCUCAGAAUGUCUCAAGUGACAUAGCCUUAGUCGAUGUCUUUGAAAAUAAACUAAAAGGUGAAAUGAUGGAUCUUCAGCAUGGUUCAAGGUUCCUUAAAAAUGCUAAAAUUACAGCAGACACAGAUUUGUCAGUUUCAGCCGGAUCACGUCUGAUUAUCGUCACUGCCGGCGCUCGUCAAAAAGAAGGAGAAUCACGUUUAGAUUUAGUGCAGAGAAAUGUUGAGAUUUACAAGGGAUUAAUUCCGAAACUUGUUGAGUACAGUCCGGAAACAACAUUGCUGAUUGUCUCAAAUCCUGUUGACAUUAUGACCUAUGUUGCAUGGAAAUUAUCUGGUCUACCGAAAAACAGAGUCAUUGGAUCUGGUACUAAUUUGGAUUCUUCGCGCUUUAGCUUUUUGCUCGCACAAAGACUGAAUGUUGCUCCGACAUCAAUGCACGGAUGGAUCAUUGGAGAACACGGUGAUUCAAGUGUCCCAGUCUGGUCUGGUGUCAAUAUUGCUGGCAUCCGUUUGCGUGAAAUCAAUCCACAUGCUGGUCAUGAAGAGAAAGAUGCUGAGAAUUGGAAUGACUGUCACAAAGAAGUUGUCGAUGCUGCAUACGAAAUUAUCAAGUUGAAGGGAUACACUUCAUGGGCUAUUGGUCUGAGCUGUGCAGAUAUUGCAUCAUCAAUAUUUGAAAACACUAAUGCAGUUAAGGCUGUCUCGACUUUCGUCCAAGGAAUUCAUGGAAUUGAUAAGGAAGUCUUCUUGUCAUUGCCAUGUGUCUUAAAUGCAAAUGGUGUCGUUUCCGUUGUUAAACAGAAGUUGAGUGAGGAUGAGAUGGCUAAAUUGCAUGCAUCUGCUAAAUUAAUGGAUGAAGUGCAGAAAGGAUUGCAAUUUUAAAUUAUUAUGACUAGAUUUUGUAUUUUAGUGGAUGUAAGGAUUAUUUAUUGUCUCAUUCAUAUUAUUUGAUGCCAAAAAAAGCAGCAAGUUUAAAGAAUCAUAAACUGGAACCUGAUCCAAAAAUAGACACGCGAAAAUGUCAAUAAACUGAUCUGUAUGCAAAAUGUCACGCUUUGAACUUGGCAAGCUUCUUGACGAUAGCAAGUCAACUAUAUCCACACAUUUCCUGGCACGAGAAUCAAAUUGGAAGUGACUGUAGAGUAAAAAUAUACAGGUCAUAAAUUUUUUAAUGAAUAACUGCUUAGUAAUAAGUUCUGAAUCUCAGUUCUGAAUUGUUCUCACGUGUUGUUUGGGGAAAUUUUAAAGAGUUAUAAAACUUUAUAAAUAAUUGAGACUUUUUGGCACAUUAAACUACGGCCUUGGGUUUAUAUGAGGUCGUAUCAUUUCAUUAGUUCUUUAACAUUCUUAAAUAAAAUAGAUUUUAUAUGGAACAA
This is a messenger RNA of Chironomus riparius, 1663 nucleotides long. Lineage: Eukaryota; Metazoa; Arthropoda; Insecta; Diptera; Chironomidae. The record is from the annotation of a GenBank genome assembly.